Molecule: messenger RNA, 2630 nt
Organism: Lolium rigidum
Lineage: Eukaryota; Viridiplantae; Streptophyta; Magnoliopsida; Poales; Poaceae
Product: BTB/POZ and MATH domain-containing protein 2-like
Exons: 5
Coding region: 1019-2443 (474 amino acids)
Biological process (GO): protein ubiquitination
Molecular function (GO): protein binding
Source: RefSeq, a predicted model, not a curated record
CGCCCUCCCUCCGUCUCGUCGCUCCGGUGCACCAUCCCAGGGCAAACGCACAACUCUCCUCUCCUGUCCUUCCACCACGCCGGCCAGAGCACCUCCAAGAAACCACCCGCUAUCCCCUGUGGUCUACGGCCCUCCACCUGGAUGGCGUCGAGCGGAGGAGAUCCGUCUGGAUUAGCUGCUGCCGCUUUACAUGCUUCCAGUGAUGCAACCGGACCAGAAGAAAUUGGACAUGCUGAUGACAUCAACACCAUUUCAGACGAUGCUCUGGAACCACCGAGUUUUUGCCCGGAACAAGAAUCAAACGAUGCUAGUGUUUGUUAGCACAAAAAAGAAACAGCCUGCUGUGUCGAAGUGCAAGUCAGUGUAAGAGCUUCCGAGAGAAGCAACCGUGACAAGGUUCAAAACUGUCGAUUCCAAGAAGCUCUCCUCAAGUAACAAUAACAGUUUAAGGCUUGCUGCGAUUCAGGAUCUCAGAAAGCCGCCGAGAAAGGGGGGCCAUCCCGUCCAACUGCGCGAGAGUGUAAUGUCUGAAGAUAAAAGACCUUCCACAUGGAUAUGCAAAAAAUGCAGCCUGCAAAGAUGUGGUUACCUCAGAAAAUACAUUCUGUAACCGGUGCUCGUGUUGUAUUUGUCAUCUUUUCGAUGACAACAAAGACCCUAGCCUUUAGCUGGUUUGUUCAUCAGAGACUGGUGGCGGCAGGGAUUGCUGUGAGUCAGCCGGCCAUGUUGAGUGUGCACUCCAGCGCCAAAAGGCAGGACAGGUUGAUCUUGGGCAGUCUCUAUGCACCUAGAUGUCCAUCAUUGCUGUGCUGCCUGCGGGAAGGCUAAGGCUAUCGGAAUACUUGGGUCACCCGAUUUAAAGAGCUGCAUCAGAUUGUAGAGGAUACAAAAGCAAAGCUGCAAACUUAGGUUGGUCCCCUUGAUGGCAUGUCUUGUAAGAUGGCCCAUGGUAUUGUGGGCAGGCUGCCUGUAGCUGCUGAUGUGUAGAAACUUUGCUCUCUAGCAAUGGAGAAGGCAGAUGACUGGCUGCGGUCAAACUCUCGAGAAGAAACUGAACAUAUUGAUACACUUCUUGCAUUCUGUGAUUCAGGCAAGACCGAGGGGUUCUUUUGCAAAUUUUCUGUGCCGGCUACAGCCAGCGUGUCUUCCAUAUGUCCAAUUCAGACUAAAAUGGACUAAUUCGCACGGACUAACAACAAUAUGGACCAGCUUACCUGAUUUGCAAACGUCCCCAAACAACCCACUAGGUUUACCUCGCAUUGGUCUCGCACGCCACUACCUAAGGCCGCCGCCGCCGCCACCACCACUGCCGCCGCCGCUGCCACCGCCCGCCAUCUUCUCCCCCUCCUCUGCUAUUCUUCCAAGGAUGGUGUCGACGCUGUCGAGCUGCACCAUGGAGAAGUUGACGGUGUCGAGAUGCUUCAUCCACAAGGAGAAAGGGACGCACAUCUUCGAGGUUGCUGGGUACAGUCUCAUGAAGGGCAUGGGCGUCGGCAAGUUUGUCUGCUCGCCCACCUUCACCAUCGGUGGGUACGACUGGUACAUCAAAUGCUACCCCGAAGGAACCACCGAGUCGUCCAAAGGGUGUGUGGAGAUCUGUCUCGAGCUCAUGAGCAGCAACGCCGAGGUUCGGACCCUGUUUGAUUUUGGAUUGGCAAGGCACGAUUCAGGAUUGAUCAGUACAGCGUUUACCCCACAAACCAAGGCCUUCAGCUCAAAGACCAGGGAGACCCGUCAGUUUAGUGUGCUGAUUGUAAGAAGCAGCAUUGAGGCGGAACCAACUAAGUACCUUCAGAAUGAUGUCCUCAUGAUCAAAUCUGUAAUAACGGUGAUCAAGGAAUCCCAGGUGUCUGUGCCCCCCCCUGAGAUCGAGGUUCCGCCAUCGGAUAUCCUGGAGCAUCUUGCAAAGCUGCUGGAAGCUAAGGAGAAAGCAGAUGUCACUUUCACUGUUGGAGGAGAGACCUUCCAGGCGCACAAGACCGUGCUUGCCAUGCGGUCACCUGUCUUCGAGGCAGAGCUCUUCGGGCUGAUGAGGGAGACGUGUGUGACCAUCCAAGACAUGCAACCCGCUGUGUUUAAGGCUCUGCUGCAUUUUGUCUACACUGAUUCAUUGCCUGACAUGGAAGAUCUUGAGGGUGAUGAUGAAUGCGAAAUGUACCGCCAUCUACUGGUGGCUGCAGAUAGGUAUGCCAUGGACAGGCUGAAGGUGUUAUGUCAAAACAUCCUUGUCAAGAAUCUCGAUGUCGAGAACGUGGCAACUACAUUGGCUUUAGCUGAUCAGCAUAACUGUGACAAGCUUAAGGAUGUUUGCAUCGAGUUUAUUGCCUCUUCAGAUAAGAUGGAUGAUGUGGUCGCAACCCAAGGUUAUGCAAAUCUCAAAAGAUCAUGCCCUUCUGUCCUAGUAGAUGCUUUCGAGAAGAGAAGCAGGUCUUGCAAAGCAUAGAUGAUGAGCUUCUUGUAAGCUAAACAUUUUGUUGGCUCGUUUAGAUUGUAUACUCGAGUAGUAUACCAUCAAUGUGUGAAAAUGUCUAUCACAUCGAUUGCAAUGCCAAUGUCAGAUACCAGCAUCAUGUUGUUGAUGGAACAUAGCAGAAUAAAUGGCAAUGACUCCUAUGGUAUCAUAUUUUUAA